Messenger RNA from Brassica napus (rape), 3824 nucleotides. Its product is annotated as protein ANTAGONIST OF LIKE HETEROCHROMATIN PROTEIN 1-like. Bases 978 to 2225 code for a protein of 415 amino acids. The record is from RefSeq and is a predicted model, not a curated record. The transcript is spliced from 4 exons. NCBI's taxonomy places the organism in Eukaryota, Viridiplantae, Streptophyta, Magnoliopsida, Brassicales, Brassicaceae.
UUUGCUGUGUAAGCAUCAUCGUGAUCUUGUGGGGAGUUGAAGAUGUUGGAAGUAACAAGUGACAGACUUUCUAAGCACUGGAGACGAUUAGGAAGCUCUGAGUUCAUCCUGUUAAGCUAGAUGAACUUCCAACCUAAAACCAAUUGGUGAUAAGUGGAGUGGCUCAUCUAUCUUAUAUAUUACUUAGGUGCUGUUCGUUUGGUUACCGCAGGUACCGGCGGCAGCGGCAGCGUCAACAUUCGGCGUCAACUCCUGUUCGUUUCGUUGCCGCAGACAGCUGCGUCUGACGCCGCGUCCGAACGCCGCGUCCUGCGGCUGACACCGAUAAAACCUGCGGUCGCGACAUAAAACCUGCGGCCAAUAAGGUAAUUUACUAUUUUACCCUUACUAUGUUUUAGUAUUUACAAAAAACCUAAACCUAAACUUGACGCAGUCGGGGAAAGUGACGCAGCUCCAUCUCUAUCUCUCUCUCUCGAUCUCCAUUCCUAGAACCAGUGAAGAUCUUGAGAGCUCUCUCCAUCUCAAGCUCUCUCUCCAUCUCGAGCUCCCUCCAUCUCAACCUCUCUCUCCAUCUCGAGCUCUCUCCAUCUCGGGCUCUCUCUCCGUCACGAGCUGUAUCCAUCUCAGGCUCUCUGGCUCUCCCUCUGUCACGAUCUGUCUCCAUCUCGGGCUGUCUCUCUUCUCUGAAGAAAACCCAUCUCCGAUCUCAUCUCCAAGCUCUCUUACCCAUCUCCGAUCUCAUCUCGAAGCUCUCUUACCCAUCUCUGAUCUCAUCUCCAAACUCUCUCUUCUCCGAGCUCAUCUCAUCUCCAAGCUCUCUCUUCUCCUUUUCUCGUUGAGGCUCUCUCAUUUCAGGCUCCAUUGAUCUCAGGUUUGCUCAGACCUAGUGGAAAAGACUCAGAUCUUCUCAAGCUCAUUCUCUCAAGCUCAGACCCUCUCAAACUCACUCUCUACUGCUGUUCCUCUCACUUUUUAAGAUGUCGACGUCAAAAGAUAUGCUUGAAAGAUGGAUGUUGGAAGAUGAAGAUGGUGAUUAUGAUGAUGAACUUGGUUUGUUUGAUGUGGCUAUUACCGAGAGACUGAGUCAUAGAACAGAUCGAGGAGCAGGAUGGCGUUAUGUUCAACAACGUAUGUACGAAUCUGAUCAGCAAUGUUACGACAUUCUGCGCAUGAAUCAAAGGACGUUUGAAGCUUUGUGCAAGAUGCUAGCUCAGCGAUAUGGAUUGGAAGAGUCUCACCAUGUCUACCUUGAGGAAUCUGUUGCGAUGUUUCUCGAGACUGUUGGUCAAGAUAAGACCAAGAGGGAUAUUGCUGCAAGGUAUCAAAGAUCAUUGGAUACAGUACAAAGAAAGCUUGAUGAAGUCUUGAGUGCUCUUCUCAAGUUUGCAGAGGAUACACUAAAACCAGAAGAAGGCGAGUUUGCAAGAGUGAGUCCUGUUUUGAGAAACGAUGAUCGGUAUUGGCCUCAGUUCAGAGAUUGUAUUGGAGCACUUGAUGGAACUCAUAUCCCGGUUCGUCCUCCAAGUCAGAAUGCAGAUGCAUACAGAGGCAGAAAGCAAGAUCCUACAAUGAAUGUUCUUGCUAUAUGUAACUUCGAUAUGAAGUUCAUAUAUGCAUAUGUCGGUGUACCUGGUAGAGCACAUGAUACCAAGGUCUUGACUCAUUGUGCGAGAAACGAGGCUUCUUUUCCACAUCCUCCCCCCGGAAAGUAUUAUUUAAUUGACUCCGGAUAUCCGACCAGGACAGGGUAUCUUGGUCCGCAUCGUAAUAUGCGAUAUCAUCUUAGUCAGUUUGCUACAGGAGGACCACCAGUUAGUGCAAGAGAGUUAUUCAACCGAAAGCAUUCAGGUCUGCGAUCAGUGAUUGAGAGAACAUUUGGAGUAUGGAAAGCAAAAUGGAGGAUUUUGGAUCGUAAGCAUCCAAAGUAUGGUCUGGUCAAGUGGAUUAAGUUGGUGACAGCGACGAUGGCGCUACACAACUUCAUACGUGAUUCACAUCGGGAAGAUCAUGAUUUUGUACAGUGGCAAAAUGGUGAUGAUGGAGAAGGAGAAGCUGAUAGUGACGGUGAUGAAGAAGAAGGUGAUGAUGAUGAUGAUGAUGAAAAAGAUGAUGGUGGUGGUGGUGGUGGUGGACGUAUUGUAUAUGAGCCGACAGGUGAUAGAGCGAUGGAAGAUUUGCGUGAUAACAUCACAAAUGAAUAUGGUAGAGGUCGUUUACCGUAUUAAAUGUUUUAGUUGAUGAUUUAAUUUUUUUGCUUAUAACUUUGAUUGUCAUGUAAAUGUGAUAUUUAUUUAAGACUUGAUGUAAUAUUUAGCUUUUGUUUAUAAUAAAUAUUUUGAAUUAUUAUUUUGUUUCUAAUUUAGCUUAUGAUGUAUGAAAAAAAAUUGUUACAUUUGUAUAAUUUACAUUUGUAUAAUUGACCAAAAAAUUAUUAUCAAGUAAACAUAAUAUUUUAAUGGAUGUAAAUAUGUUUAAACUACACUUGAUUUAUUUAAAUACAAUUUUAUAAAAAAUUUAAAAUAAAUCUGAAAAAAUGAAAAUAGCCGCUGCGUCUGUCAAACGAACAACCCAAAAAUCUGCUUCCUGCGGCAGCGUCGGCGUCGACCUCAACUUCGUGCGUCUUCUAAACGAACAAUAAUCUGCGGCAGCGUCUGCGGCAGCGUCUGCGUCAGCGUCUGCGAAACGAACAACAACUGUUUUCAUUGACGCUGCCGCCGCCGCCGACGCAGACGCUGCCGCUGACGCCGAAACCUGCGGCAACCAAACGAACAGGGCUUUAGUAUACCUUCCAACUACCAAUGUGGGACACUUUGUGUCUAAUACGCCCCCUCGAGAUGAUGGUUCUUUGAGCGUCAAUCUCGGAAUGUUCGGGAAAGGAUCGAUAGACCAAUUUUGGGCCAGAUUGAUGGAUCGGGUUGGACUUCGUGGAUCGGGCUCUGAUACCAUGUUAAGCUAGAUGAGCUUCCAACCUAAAACCAAUUCGUGAUAAGUGGAGUGGCUCAUCUAUCUUAUAUAUUACUUAGGAUCCCUUCCAACUACCGAUGUGGGACACUUUGUGUCUAAUACAUCCUUUCUGCACAUUGACACAACUCCCUUCUAGCGUAAAUCACUUUAUCUUGGUCUCUAAAGUGUAAACCACACUCUUGUGUUAUUAUUACGUACGUGAAGUGAAGGAGUUGGCAGAGCAGAACCUCUUCUAAUCUGGUGUCAGUAGUUUUUUUUUUGGUUUACUGGUCUCAGUAGUUAGUAAUCUAUUUGCUAUUCAGUGUUGCCUUCUCAGGCUUCGAGCUUGCAUGGCACCAGCAAGAAAGACUUUUCGGUUCACGGCAUUUAACAUGCCUUAAGUGACUUUCAACCGGUAGGUGCUUAUCGAUGCAUAGACUAAGUGUAAACACAAUACUUCUAUCAAAUUAGAUUUUAUAUUUCAUGUUUGAAUAUUGUAUCGCAUCUAUCCUUUUUAUACUUCGUUCUUUUCUGCAAUCAAGGUAAUACCGAGAUUUUGACGUACUGUUAUUUUUUAAAAUAUCCGAUAUCAACUACCUAAGACAAUUAAUAAAAUCAAACAUAUAGAAAUUAUUAAUUUUCGUGCCAGAAGGUAACAUGUGUUGCAUGCUAAGUCCAUACAAAAUCAGUCAAACAUAAAACAACAAACAAUAGAGAUUGGAUAAGAUUAAACUUUAUAAAACCUUAUUAGAUUAAUAAUGUGGAGACUGGCAUAGCUUUUUUUGUGCGUGUGUUAUGUAAUUGUUCUACCGUAAAUGUCUUAUAUCUAAAGCCUAACCCUUUGUAUAAUAGGUUUCAAAAGAUAUACAACUCUUCCCUGU